This is a messenger RNA of Hydatigera taeniaeformis, 1101 nucleotides long. Lineage: Eukaryota; Metazoa; Platyhelminthes; Cestoda; Cyclophyllidea; Taeniidae. The record is from the annotation of a GenBank genome assembly.
AUGUCAUCGCUUAGUUACAGUUCUCCAAGCCUCAAGAAAGGCCGCCGACCACUAAAAGCCUACUACCUCCCGGCAUCCACCUCAACGCAAUCCAUUCCAAUCGCUAAUAAAGAGAACAAGAGUAACGUUGGCCUACCAAAAACCUACUGGACAGACAGUGAGGAUGCUUUAUCGGUUACGAGUUCGUUCUCAGAGGACAGUUGUUCCUCCACCACCUCUAUGCCUCCUUACACUUGCAACUCAGCAUUGAAUCAGACACCAAGAUUGUCAAACAGCAAGUUACAACAGCACUUCCCCACCAUUGCAGGAGCCAAGCGGAAUAGUAGUCACAUGAAAUGUAAAGACUCCAACAGUUGUGCGAUCGCAUGCGCCUGUUGCUCCCCUUCGACACCUACUAAGCGUCCUCUUGUUGUCAUGGGGGCAGGGGGUCUAAUGGCUAUGCGUAGACAUCCAGUCGCCUACCGACCUUCACUGACUGUCCCCUUCACGCCUUCUUCUCAAUAUCUCGCACCCAUCUGUCCAGUUCCUAUGCUGCCACCACAUCUUGGCCGCUUAAGCUUGCCGGAGCAUGCGUCGCCGAUUUGUCGCUCCAUAGAAACGCAAACUUCGCCUCCUGAGGCAAAUAAAAUGGACGCCGGACGCAGUCGUUCAAGAAGGAGUUCUGGUGCGCUUCUCAACUCGAUUAAGCAGAAGAUUGAACAUAUUCGUCGCUCAAUGAGUUCAGAGAGAACAGGUUCUCGUGCUCUUUCUUCUAGUAAAUCCAGUCCAGCCCGUCUGAAGGGUCGAAAAGCUGACGUCUCUGGCGUCACUAAGUGCACUUUGCUUCAGCGAUUUGCGGAUGAAAGUCGACUCGUUCAAUUGAGGCGAAGAUCGACUUCCGAUCAGUUUGGAUUGUUUGUCAAAGUUGAUCCCAGAGGUUUGUACGUAAAUCGUCUGGGUAAUAUAGAGUUUACUGGCAACGGCGGCAAGUGUCUGCGUGCAGGAGAUCGCGUAGUGGAGGUACAAAAUAUCCCGGCUAAGGGCCUGGACACAGAUGCUGUGAGGAGUCUUCUUCAAGGAUGCCAUAUAGCACUUCUCAAAGUUAAAUCCACCUCCAGAUAA